UAGUGCCUUGUAUUAAUUUUAACAUGUGUUUGUGGUUACGGUCCUGUUCACUGUUGUCAGUCCCGCGAAGUUUAACCUUUAACCCGAACUGACGUUGACUCGCGAGAUCGGCGAUUCCUAAAGGAUUUUGCAAGGUCGCAAUUGUUCAGAACUAAUCACUAAUCAGUGUAUUGUCGCAGGGCAAACGCAACUAUGCUUUGAUCGUUGUUGUUUUCCACAAAGUCGUGCUUAAAUCAGUCAAUUUUACUGUUUAUUUGCGUGCAAUAGUAGGUCCGUUCGCCUCAAAAUGCGGCUUACCGCUCGUUUCCACACCAUUUCCAAAAUGUUGGACUUUUAUUCCCAGUUCAAUCCAUCACCGUUGUCUAUUAAAAAGUUUAUUGAUUUUGGCCUGAACGCAUCUGAAGAGAAGUCGUUCAUUUUCCUGAGAAAAGAGCUGCCAGUCCGUCUCGCAAACAUCAUGAAGGAAAUUGCACUCCUUCCCGAAAACCUUCUAAGAAUGCCCUCGGUGAUUGCCGUCAACGAUUGGUACAUGAGGAGUUUUCAGGAAAUCCUGGAGUUCGAGAAGAAGGAUCCGACGCCGGGCACAAUGGAGCACUUCUGCAACGAGCUGGUGAAGAUCAGAAAUCGGCACUCAGACGUUGUGGAAACGAUGGCUCAGGGCGUUCUGGAGCUGAAGGAAUCCCACGACGUGGACUGUCACACUGAGCACAGCAUUCAGUACUUUCUAGAUCGGUUCUAUAUGUCCAGAAUCUCCAUCAGGAUGCUCAUUAAUCAACACAUAAAUUUAUUUUCAGCGUUGAUUUUUGGGGGCCAGCUCGAAAACGCCCCAGGCCCAAAUCGAAGCAAAUACAUUGGAUGCAUCGACACUCAAUGCGACGUGGUGAGCGUAAUUAAAGACGCAUACGAAAAUGCCCGCUUCCUAUGCGACCAGUACUACUUGGCUUCGCCCGAUUUGAUCAUCAAUCAGGGCCAACACAAUGACCUGCAAAAGGAGGAAUACAUCAAUAUUGUCUACGUGCCAUCGCAUCUCUAUCACAUGCUCUUCGAACUGUUCAAGAACUCAAUGCGAGCCGUUAUGGAGUAUCACAACUCCAGCAACGAGUUUCCACCAAUCACAGUCGCCGUUUCCAAGGGAAAAGAGGACAUCUGCUUGAAGAUGUCUGACCUAGGUGGGGGUAUUCGGCGCUCCACUACAGACCAUCUGUUUAAGUACAUGUACUCAACGGCGCCCCAACCGAGCAAAUCGGACGCUCAUACGGUCCCAUUGGCUGGAUAUGGAUACGGGUUGCCCAUUUCCCGUCUAUAUGCCCGAUAUUUCCACGGCGACUUGGUGUUGCUCUCCUGCGAAGGCUACGGCACCGAUACCGUCAUCUACAUGAAGGCUUUGUCCAAUGAGGCCAACGAGCUUCUGCCGAUCUUCAACAAGACCACAUCGAAAUUCUACCGGACCACCGUACAAACGGGCGAUUGGUCGAAUCAGGCCGCCAAUAUUGGCGAUCGACAAAUCAGCAUCAACACGAAAAAGCAUCAGUUGCCCCAAUCCGCACAAGAAGCCCUAACCAGAGCCUUGUAACGCUAAGCCAGCCAGGUAGUCAAACUAAUUAGGAUGAGACGACAAUUUGAAUUUGUGACAAGCUAUGUAGGCUUUAAGCAAUACUUUCGUUAUCACGAUUUCCAAAUGUGCAUCAAGCAACCGAAUUCAUUUGAGUUCCAAGAUAUAUUUGAAGAUCAGAACCUUUCUAUUUAAGAAUUUGUAAGCUAAUCAAAACUCCUGAUUAGUGUCUAGAUUUGUUACGUUUGAAGAUAUAUGGACCCACUAAAAUUGACCGAUGUUAUGUGUAAACAGGCAAGUAAUUAAAAUAUACUGGGUGGUUUGUUCACAAUGGCAACUUCCAGUUAGGAGGGUCUCAUUGGUGAUCCGCCUAGUAUAUAGUGUUAACAAAAAUUGUAACAUUCCUUUUACGGAAAUGUCUGUAAAACGAUAGAUUAACGUUUCAUUUAAAAAAUCCUUUAUUUUUAAUUAAGUAGCCAAAGAAGAAAUUCUAAUUCUAUUUAAACUGUAAUCACUUAAAAACACUUUGAUACAAAUAUAGUUUAAAAUGGUGUUGUAUUUUGAAGAUUCGACGGUAAUAAUGCAAAAGUCCCAAUAAAACUACGUGAUAAAUUAGUGAACGAUAAAGCGCGGUCUUAUUUGUGUGAUACAACUAAUUUAUGUUAGUCAAUGUAAUUAUAUAUUUUAAUUAUUUACAAUCGACAUAUCAAUAUAUUGUUUUAAUUUUGGUUAGAA
Molecule: messenger RNA, 2287 nt
Organism: Dendroctonus ponderosae (mountain pine beetle)
Lineage: Eukaryota; Metazoa; Arthropoda; Insecta; Coleoptera; Curculionidae
Gene: Pdk
Product: pyruvate dehydrogenase (acetyl-transferring) kinase, mitochondrial
Exons: 7
Coding region: 287-1573 (428 amino acids)
Biological process (GO): regulation of glucose metabolic process; protein phosphorylation
Cellular component (GO): mitochondrion
Molecular function (GO): pyruvate dehydrogenase (acetyl-transferring) kinase activity
Source: RefSeq, a predicted model, not a curated record